This is a messenger RNA of Ipomoea triloba (trilobed morning glory), 1588 nucleotides long. Its product is annotated as fatty alcohol:caffeoyl-CoA acyltransferase. NCBI's taxonomy places the organism in Eukaryota, Viridiplantae, Streptophyta, Magnoliopsida, Solanales, Convolvulaceae. Gene Ontology annotation, molecular function: acyltransferase activity, transferring groups other than amino-acyl groups. The record is from RefSeq and is a predicted model, not a curated record.
CAAGCAUUCCAACAAUGGCCGCGGCUGACAGCUGCAUCGAUUUUAGAGUAGAUUUCAUCACAGAAUCUGUAGUGAAAACUGUUGGUCUCACACCCAAACCUUACAUUCUCACCCUCUCAAAUUUCGACCUCUUGUCUGGCCGCUUUCCGGUCACCUACUUCUACUUCUUCCGCAGCCCAAACCAGUUUCAUUCAUCAUCACACAAAAUCACUGAGAAUUUGAAAGCUUCACUUGCCCAAUGCCUCUCUCUUUUCUACCCUUUCGCCGGCCGAAUAGUGGCAAAUCCAAAGACUGAUGAGCCUGAAAUCUUGUGUGACAAUCAUGGCGUUUUGGUUGUGGAAGCACAGGCAAAUAUUCAUUUGAAAGAGCUCGAACUACUCUACAAUCUCAACAAGUACGUGGAGAGGGGAAAGCUAGUCCCCUCCCGCCAAGACGACUUCGCGGUGCAGAUUCAAAUCACACGCUAUACCUGCGGAGGCUUAUCUUUAACGUUCACGUUUGACCAUGCCUUGGGAGAUGCAAGCUCCUUUGCCAAAUUUCUGGUCACGUGGACCAACAAGCCUCCCUCUUGUUCUCCAGACCACCGGAGAUUUCUCCUCCGCCCGAGGUAUAACACAUCCUUGGACCAAACCUUCGUUUCCUGCUCCCUUGACGACAUACUCAACAUGCGCCCACUCUCAUCAUCAACUAUCAUGCUCAAGCGCCUUUAUUAUAUCGAUGCAUCAAGCAUCCAAAAGCUGCAAAAACUGGCCUCUGAAGAUGGAAUGAGCAGGAAGCGGACAAAAAUCGAGGCAUUCUCGGCUUAUAUAUGGAAGGUUAUGGUGAAUGCUGUGGACAAAAGCCAUAACAAGUGCAAGAUGGGAUGGUUGGUUGACGGGCGGACAAGAAUUGCAGGAACAGGCGACAACAACCACCUAGUCAUGUCAGAUUACAUAGGCAAUGUUCUGUCUCUGACAUUCGGAGAAUUAACCAUGGAUGAACUGAAACACGGGAGCAUAUCUGAAAUCGCAAGCCAUGUUCACGCGGCAAUCUCUACAGCAACAAACGCGGAGCAUUUCUUGGAUUUGAUUGACUGGAUAGAGUGCCAUAGGCCAGGGUUGAUGCUGUCGAAGAUGGUGUUAGGGCGAGAUGGCCCCACCGCGGCGCUUGUAGUGUCAUCCGGACGGCGGUUUCCGGUGGGCGAACUGGACUUUGGGUUUGGGAGUCCGGUUCUUGGAACAGUUUGCUCCACCAUAGAAAGGAUAGGAGUUGGGUACAUGAAUCAAAGGCCAAGUGGCAGAGGUGACGGGUCUUGGACGGUGUCCGCAAUCUUGUGGCCGGAGAUGGUUGCUGCACUUGAGUCCCAUUCAGAAUGUAUUUUUCAGCCCAUCACUGCUCACAAUCUGCACUUAUCAUGACGUACUCUUCUUGUGUCAUUUAAUAUGACUGCUAAAUUUCAAUAUCUUUUCUGGUGUCAGAAUCCCUAACUCCGGUCUGACAGAGCAUUUGAGAGUAUAUGAAUUAGGUGACUCAAAUGCCUGGUGUGCUGUUAAGGUUCGAACAUUAAUCUCUUCCUCCAAAUAAGACUUAUGAACCAAUAAGUUAAGCC